AUGGCUGAACAAGAAGGAAAUCCAAACCCGUAUGACCCAUACACCUCCCGAUACGACGGAAGUGUAUUUGAUCCAGCCGCAGGCUCCGCUUUCGAAGACGGCGAAGUAGACGGAGCAGCGCAGCUCCAAGGUGCUGACAACAACGCCCCGAAUCUAGCUGCGGGCGCUGGUUCUGACGAUACGCCGGGAGCGGCGCGCCCAGGCCGUCGACGAUCAAUCGGACAAGUAGCUGACCCGGAGGAUGGUGGAGGUAAGAGGCGGCAGAGUGGAGACGGCGAAACAGCAGGUGAGAACAGAUUGAACGACGAUACUGUGAUGGCCACCGGCGGCACUCCACAGCCAGCGGAUUCAAGCCAGCCUGUCGAUGGCAGAGUGCAGGCAUUGCAAGGGCAGGCUGCUCAACAGCCGGAGCAGCCUAGCGACGACCAAUAUGACUUUGUUCGCACGGACGGGUAUGAGGGUCUCCGAGACCAGGGAAUCAAUCCCAACUUUGCUGCCGUCGUGGCCAGCGAAGUUCAACCGGGCGACAUCAUUCUCGUAUACGCCUACGACCGUGUCCUAGGUCAUGAGACGAUUAGGACCGCUCAAAUUGAGGUUAAGGCCAACAUUCAGGAUCACAACGGUACACCGUGCUAUGGUCAGAUCAAGUCCAACGGCACGGUGUUCUACGGUAACGAUAGGCUCGAGAGCUAUAAUGUGCCGCCUAACCAUGGCAUCAUUCAUCACACCCGCCCGGUCAUUGAAAAGAGUCGGCCCAUGGUAAUCGUGAGGAGGACGCAGGGAACGCUGAUAUGUCUCCCCAUGUACACCCACGGAGGGCAAGGUCUGAACGGUAAGAAGGACUUCGAAAUUCCCGAUUAUGUCAAUGUCAUUGACUCACGCACUGAGCCUGGGGCUCAAGCAAACUUGAGGUUGACCAAAAACCUUGGCAUCUACUUCCCUCUGAAGGUGACUGGAACUGCUUACACCCCUCACCCUGAAUCUUGCAUCAAACUAACUCAUCCUUACGCGUUUUCAUACGGAAUAGGGGUGAAAAAGGUAGGAAAGAUGGAGCCCGCAUGCCUCAAACGGCUGAAGAUAUACGCUAUGCUCCGUGCAUUCUCCCUCAACCUUGCCGACAUCGGGCCGCCCACUGACGUGGUCGGCAGGCGCAUAGAGGAAGAUGAAGCGAAGCGAAACCGAGCCCGUGUGAAUCCCAGACUCACAAAAGUCCAGAUCGAGGACCUCUUUAACGAUCGCUUACAAGCGGACGCGGAUCAAUUUGACGUCGACUUUCCCCAAGGCGAAUGGAGAACAAGAUUCGUGCAGAACAACAACAGCGAAGGUGGGCUGCAAGCCAUAGUCACCAGUGCCGCUGAACAGUAUCCGGGCAGACCAGAUCUACAACCACGGAUCGAUCAAUUGCGCCAUGCGGCCACGUCCGUGCAAGGAUUUCGGAUGCCAACAAAUGGCGAUCCAUUGACUGGUACCAACCUCCUUGCGAUUCUCCUCGCCUGGAAGAGAAUCUACACCCAGGCGUUCAGCAAUCAAUUAGAUUAG
Messenger RNA from Cyphellophora attinorum, 1539 nucleotides. RefSeq lists its product as uncharacterized. Bases 1 to 1539 code for a protein of 512 amino acids. The transcript has a single exon. The record is from RefSeq and is a predicted model, not a curated record. NCBI's taxonomy places the organism in Eukaryota, Fungi, Ascomycota, Eurotiomycetes, Chaetothyriales, Cyphellophoraceae.